This is a messenger RNA of Trichogramma pretiosum, 1332 nucleotides long. RefSeq names its product beta-ureidopropionase-like. The record is from RefSeq and is a predicted model, not a curated record. The transcript is spliced from 4 exons. Bases 84 to 1253 code for a protein of 389 amino acids. NCBI's taxonomy places the organism in Eukaryota, Metazoa, Arthropoda, Insecta, Hymenoptera, Trichogrammatidae. Gene Ontology annotation, molecular function: beta-ureidopropionase activity.
CGGCUCUUGGGAACGAACUCGAGCUACAGUAGCUUUUUCAUUUUUUCGGUCUUUGCUUUUCUUUCGAAAGGUAAGAGAAUAAGAUGGAGAUCUUCGGCGACGCUAAGACCACCGGUUUGGAGCAUUUGACUCUCGAGCAGAUGCUCGAGGACAACCUGCCCGAGCCAAUUCUGAAGGAGGUCAAGAGGAUCCUCUAUGGACGAGAAGUCGAACCCCUAGACCUGCCGAAAUUCGAAAAAGGCGUGAACUGCGAGAUCAAGGGCUACAAAAUGGGCGGCGCGAUCGUCGAGCAGCUGCGGCCGCCCCGCAUCGUCCGGGUGGCCAUCGUCCAGAAUACCAUCGUCCUGCCGACGACCGACCCGAUUCGCGACCAGAGGGAGGCCAUCCACAAGAAGCUCGCCAAGUACGUCGAGCACGCGGCCAGUUGCGGCGCCAACAUUAUCUGCCUCCAGGAGGGUUGGCCCAUGCCGUUCGCCUUCUGCACCCGCGAAAAGUACCCGUGGUGCGAGUUCGCCGAGGACGCGAUCACCGGCCCGACGACCGAGCUCAUGUCCGGCCUGGCCCGCAAGCACAACAUGGUGAUCGUCUCGCCGAUCCUCGAGCGCGACCAGACCAACGGCGACACCCUCUGGAACACGGCCGUGGUGAUCGGCACCGACGGCCGCGUCAUCGGCAAGCACAGAAAGAACCACAUCCCCAGGAAGAACGACUUCAACGAGUCGACCUACUACAUGGAGGGCAAUCUGGGCCACGCCGUCUUCGACACGCCCUUCGGCAAGAUCGCCAUCAACACGUGCUACGGCCGCCACCAUCCGCUCAACUGGCUCAUGUUCGCCCUGAACGGCGCCGAGAUCGUGUUCAAUCCGUCGGCGACCACCAAGACCCUGUCGGAGCCGAUGUGGGGCAUCGAGGCGCGCAACGCCGCCAUCGCCAACAGCUACUACACCUGCGCCAUCAAUCGGGUCGGCACCGAGGUCUUCCCCAACGCCUUCACCUCGGGCAACGGCCAGCCGGCCCACCACGACUUCGGCCACUUCUACGGCUCGAGCUACAUCGCCGCCCCGGACGGCACCCGCACCCCCGGCCUCAGCCGCUCCGAGGACGGCGUCUUGAUCGCCGAGAUCGAUCUCAAUCUCUGCAGGCAGAUCAAGGACUUCUGGGGUUUCAGGAUGACCUCCAGAUUGGACAUGUACGCCGAAAAAUUAGCCAAGGUUGUGCAGCCCGACUUCGAGCCCCAAAUCAUCAAACAAUAAACUGCAUCGCUCUUCGUUGGAAAUCAAUUUUGCUCUCGCAUUGUAAAAUAGACAAAAAUCAAGCAAACGCUUUUCAACG